AGCUGAUCACACCAUUGUUUGGUCAGUCGUGGUCGUGUUCUAGAUCUAGGAGUCUGCGUUAAAAAUGGCUUCAGCAAAACAAAUAAGAGAUGGCUUAAUGUCUAUUUCAUGGAAUACUACUACUACAGCACUUAACAGAAGUGUUAAAGUACAAAAUCUUUCUGGUGUUUUUAAAUAUUGCACACUCAUUUUUACAAAGGAUGGAGUCAAUUCAGUCCUUACAAUGAAAAUGUGUUUUACCUGUGGAACUAAGCCAAUCGAAAAGGAAAAAAUGCUUGUUGAGGUAACCCAAAAUGGUGUCAAACAGCUAAUGAAAAUAAGUAAAACUAAAUGGAAACCUUCCUCUGAAACCUCCCCCUACUCUCACUACUACAGUUGGCACAUUUUGAUGGGUACAUACCCUAUUUUUGGGAAACCUACUGUUGAAAUUGAUUUUGAGAUUCUCAUUGAUUUGACUCCUGGUUCUCUUAAAAAUGGAUCACAGCAUGUUCUCGAUCACUUGCUGAAUCUGUGGAAAACUAAAACACUAGCUGAUGUUGAAUUCCAAUGCGAUGGAAAAUCCAUCAAAGCUCACUCUUUGAUUCUGGCCUCUAGUAGCCCUGUUCUGGCUGCCAUGUUUGAAAACGACUUUGAAGAAAAACAGAAAAGAAUUGCCAACAUCACGGACAUCAAAGCCAAUAUUUUUGAAAAUCUUUUGCAACACAUCUACACUGGAGAGGUCGCCCUGGAAACUGAAGUCGAAGAUGUUGCUGAUUUACUGGUUGCUGCCGACAAAUACGCCGUUGAAACAUUGAAAGAAGAGUGUGCACUGUAUUUGUCAAAUGAUUUAAAAGUGGAAAACGCCGCACGUUAUCUAGUAAUUGCUCACCUUCACAAUUCGACCGUGCUUCACGAGUCUACACUGCAAUUUAUGUCGAAGAAUGCUAAAGUCGUUUGCGCUCGAGAGGAUUGGAUGGAUGUUAUCAAGAAUUAUCCCGAGCUCAGCUUUGAAGCCACUCAACGUAUGGUCGGCCAGUGAAGAUGUUUCGUCUUUCGAAGAUUACCGGAAAACUGGAUUCCGAGUUCGCAACAUUUUUGUAACCAGAAAUUAAUCAAGAUGUUUUUGUUGUUAAAUUACCCUGUGUGUUGUGCUGUGGCUGGUUUUGAGUUACCCGUGUUCUAGGAAUAUUCCUAGAUUUUUUAGCAAUACAGAAAGUUCGAUUUUCAAA
This is a messenger RNA of Daphnia pulex (common water flea), 1208 nucleotides long. RefSeq names its product speckle-type POZ protein-like. Gene Ontology annotation, biological process: proteasome-mediated ubiquitin-dependent protein catabolic process; regulation of proteolysis. The record is from RefSeq and is a predicted model, not a curated record. The transcript has 2 exons. Lineage: Eukaryota; Metazoa; Arthropoda; Branchiopoda; Diplostraca; Daphniidae. The coding region runs from base 65 to 1018 and encodes 317 amino acids. Gene Ontology annotation, molecular function: ubiquitin protein ligase binding. Gene Ontology annotation, cellular component: nucleus; cytoplasm.